UAUACCCGGACAUCAACUUCCUCACGUUCCUCGCCUCGGCGGCAACGGAACGCUGUCAUCGCCGGAGCGUUGGCUUGGUGAGACAGCGAGGUAUCCAUCCCUUCGCCGGACCGGAGAUGGAACGGAGAUGCCGGGCUGGGGCUCAGCGACGCGGAUGGCCGUGUGGGAAGCCGGAAGAAUCCCUUCUAUUCUCUUCUUCCCCCAUUCGGGAUUGUCUUCCGUUCUUUACGACGACAAGGUCUUGUUUUUGUUUAAAACGAGAAGCGCUUCAAGGAAUUUUGGUUGUGGUUGCAGCCAUUCUAGACUGCAGAUAAGAUGUGCCACCAGCAGUCUCAGGUUUGUUUGACUGCCGAUGAACAAGUUGCAGGUGAAGAAAGUCUUUCAGUUUAUUGCAAACCGGUUGAAUUCUACAAUAUUCUUCAAAAAAGAGCCUCCAAAAAUCCAUCAUUUCUUCAGAGAUGCUUGCAAUACAAGAUACGGGCAAAGCACCAACGGAGGAUUCGGAUCACGGUAUCACUUUCUAGGGCCAAAAAUGUGGUGGUACAUUCAAAAGAUGUGUUUCCGCUCCAUGUCUUGUUGGGAAGACCUUUUGCUGACGUUACUGUUACACAGACAUAUGCAAUAUACCAAAUCAGUCAAACUGGCGUGGUUACUUCUUUCAGUGAAUUUGGAAAGAAAGAUCAAGUGGAAGCAACAUUUGUUAUACCUGAGAUCAAGAAACUAGCAACCGACACCAGAAUUCGAAUUCUGAACAUCAUCCUUGUCAGAAAUGCUGAACUUGCAGGAAAUUGCCUUUGGGGCAAAAUACCGAUUGAUUCAUUUUGUUCAUCAUCGGAAAAUUGUGCGGCCUUGAGUGUGGGGCAUCAAACUGAGAUGCUUUCAACUGUUAAUUUGCACCCUGGCGUUUCGGAGCCUUCUUUUUUGGAGAACUGUUUGACUCUACAUUCUCGAUGCAUGGAUUCUAUGUGCUCAUAUCAAGUGCAAGUGAGUGUACGUGCUCAAGAGAUUGGAGCAAAAGAAAAGUCUCCUUAUAAUUCUUACUCAUAUGAUGAUGUUCCAACAUCAUCACUGACACAUAUUAAACGAUUGAGAAGUGGUAACGUUGUAUUUAACUAUGGAUACUAUAACAAUAGACUGCGGAAGACUGAAGUUACUGAGGACUUCUCCUGUCCAUUUUGUUUGGUCAAAUGUGCAAGCUUUAAGGGUUUAAAAUGUCACUUGACUGCCUCUCAUGACCUAUUCCAUUUUGAGUUUGAGGAAAGUGAGGAGUAUCAAGCUGUGAAUGUUUCUGUGAGGACUGAUAUUCAGAUAUUUGAGGUUGAUCCAAAGUUGGAUUCAUUUUUCUACUGCUCAAAAUUUAGGAGGCAUAGAAGAGCAAAAAAGAUUUUUCAGGCUGUAAGUCAUGUACGUUCACAUGUUUUGGAGUCAGACUUACCUGAAGCAGCACAAGAAGGUUUUCAUGACAAUUAUCCAUGGGAGAAUGGCACGCAUUCCUCUUGCAGGCCCAUUUCAUAUCCAACAGAUGCUUCAUUUGUGAAUAAACAUAAUGAUAAUGGCUUUUAUAAAGAGGAAAAGCUUCAAAAGUCAUUGUUCAAUGAGACUCAGUUGCUGUCUGCAAAGCAUAAGGCAGAAAGCUUUGGUUUAGAGAAUCGUCAUGCAGCAGAUUGCAUAGAACCUGUCUCAUCUAGCCCUGAUACCACAGUUGUUUGUGCUACUACAGCUCAAGCUUCUACCGGUAAUGAUUGUGCUCAGCCUGUAUCUGAAAGCAGUCUAGCACCUGUGAAUGCACUGCAAUACCCGAAGACUCAGAAGCCGUGUGUUAAACGAGCUAAUCGCAGAAACUGUUCACUGCUACAAAAGCGCCAGUUCUUUCACUCUCAUGGAUAUCAGCCAAUGGCAUUGGAAGAAGUACUAUCAGAUCAGGACGGUGAAGAUGAAAUGGAUAAUGACGUUGCUGAUAUUGAAGACAGAAUGAUGUUUGAUGAGUUUGUUAAGAUGACAAAAGAUGAGAAGCAAAUUAUGCACCUCUGGAAUUCAUUUGUGAGGAGACAAAGGGUGGUAGCAGAUGGUCACAUUCCAUGGGCAUGUGAGGCAUUCUCCCGGCUUCAUGGGCAGGACCUUGUGCGAGAUCCUGGUUUGCUAUGGUGUUGGAGGUUAUUAAUGAUUAAACUUUGGAAUCAUGCUCUCUUGGAUGCACAAACCAUGAACAAUUGCAAUUUAAUUCUUGAAGGAUUUCAGAAUAAGAACCCGGAUCCUAAGCAAAGCUGAGGAACUGUAUGAUUUGCUGAUUAGGGUGGUCAUUUCUGCAACUGAAGCCACCUUAUUUGCUAUUUCCAUGCCCCUUUCAUUUCUUUGGAAUAUUGUCUUUUUACCAAAUUAUAAAUGUAAGCUAUUGGGUUCUCUCUUUUUUUUGGUACAAUUAGAGGGGGAGAGACUCCAAAACUAAAUUCUGAAAAGAUACACCCUGCUUCUUCAGCAGACACCAGCCUAUACAACUUCCAAAGAAGACAUCCAGUCUCAAGAAACUCCAUAGCCCGAGAAAAGGAUGAGAUGGAAUUUUCUUUUGCAUGGGAUGUACUGCAAUUUAUCAUGUCUUCUUACAUGAAUGUUGAUGACUUUGGAAAACUAAUUUUGAAGCAAGAUAGUCAUUCAUUUUAUAUCAAGUGAUUUAAUUUCUCUGUCUA
This is a messenger RNA of Phoenix dactylifera (date palm), 2684 nucleotides long. Its product is annotated as polycomb group protein EMF2B-like. Gene Ontology annotation, molecular function: chromatin DNA binding. Gene Ontology annotation, cellular component: nucleus. The record is from RefSeq and is a predicted model, not a curated record. Lineage: Eukaryota; Viridiplantae; Streptophyta; Magnoliopsida; Arecales; Arecaceae.